Petromyzon marinus (sea lamprey) is the source of this 722-nucleotide messenger RNA. The record is from RefSeq and is a predicted model, not a curated record. Lineage: Eukaryota; Metazoa; Chordata; Hyperoartia; Petromyzontiformes; Petromyzontidae.
UGAGGAUGACGAUGUAGCUCUUACCUGGCAUGUAAAAAAAACAGAAUAGUUCAAAGUUUAGUUGUUGUUGUCACGUGUGCAGAGAUCCUGGAUCUCUUUGGGCCCUUGCUGAGUCAUCGCCAGAAGCUGGAGCUGGCGGCCAUGAAACAAGUAUGGUUCUUCACUGUGGACAAGGUCGGCAAACCCCGGGGCGGCAACAACAACGACAGCUACGACGACGAAAACAACAACUACAUCCCUGUCUGCAAGGAACAGCUCCACUACCGUUAUGAGGUGCAGAAGAUGAUCGGUGAGGGAGGCCAGGGCCUGGUGCUGCAGUGCCUCGACCACAAAACCAAAACGCUCGUGGCCGUCAAGAUGCUGUCGCUGCCCUUGUGCUCCUCGACAGCGGCCCGCCAGAGGACGGAGCUGGAGGUGGCCAAGAAGCUGCAGGGCAGGGCCAGCGAUGAGCGCUACGGAGUCAUCCGGGUCCUGGACACGUUCGAAUUCCGUGGACACAAUUGCCUCGUCGUCGAGCUCUUGAAGUACGUGAACCUUCCCAACCCCCCACCACCCACCCACGUGCGUGUCCAUUGCUCCGUUCGAUAGUUGAUUUAUUUCGGAAUUAAUAUUUAUUUAAUAUUUGAUCAAACAACUAGAUUUAUCGAUUUAUCACAUUUAUUAAUUGAGUUUUACACGGAGGGCUUUUGCGACCAAUAUCAUCCAAUAUAGAGGUAUGUUUG